Salvelinus sp. IW2-2015 is the source of this 2262-nucleotide messenger RNA. RefSeq names its product SLAM family member 5. The record is from RefSeq and is a predicted model, not a curated record. Lineage: Eukaryota; Metazoa; Chordata; Actinopteri; Salmoniformes; Salmonidae.
CAGAGGAAUCUGCAUAAUGAAUACACAUCGGAGGGCUGCUGGUCUGGUUGAGUCUAUUCUCUCCUCUGUACCAGGACAAGAUCACAUCUCUUCACAACACAAACCACUGAACAGCUGAAGAUUUAGAGGAAUGAACCAUUUGUUGAGAUGGAGAAGGCUUACCAGACUGACGUUCAUGCUGCUAAAUUUUGUCAUUAAUGUACUCUGUGCUUCCCAGCAAACAGUCCAGUCUGAGAUUCAGUGGGUGAAAGGCAUCGUGGGACAGUCUUUCUCUUUUCCAGAGAGGGUGAUCAAGACUGGCAAUUUACUUUAUGGAGACCUUGGCACUAUUGCAAAUGUGUACCCUGGUAAAGAAGGCAAAAUCACCCUUGAGAAGAGAUUUGACAACCGCCUCCACUUGAACAAUGUUACAAGAUACUUCACUCUGUCAGACCUUCAGAUUGACGAUGCUGGGGUUUAUAGUGUGGAGAAUACAUAUGAAGGGAAAAAUACAAAAACAUUUGAGCUCACUGUAUACAAUGUUGUUUCCAAACCUCAGGUGACYGAGUGUGACAYCAGCUCCUGUAGUGUGSUGUGUUCUGUGGACAACGAAAAAGAGGUGACCUUGACCUUGUACAGAGGAGAGGAAAUACUAAACCAGACCAGCAGUCCUGACCUCACCACUGAUCUAUCUCUCCAUUUGGAGGUAGAGGGAAAGAACUACUACUCCACCUACAGCUGUGUGGCUGCUAACCCUGUCAGCAAUGAGACAGUUCAUGUCCCAAAAUGUUGCAGUGAAGAUGGUCAUGCUAAUGAUGAAGACAGUGAUGGGAUGACUCUGYGUUUGCUUAUUAUUGCUGUAAUCUGCGUUUUGGUUGCCUCAGGGCUGGUUGGACUUGCAAUCUAUCUAAAGAAGAGUAGAAAUGGACACUCACAAGGCAGAUUCAUCCGAAAGAGUGCAAGUUGACAUUGAUUAUGCAUCGAUAACUCCUAAAAAACGAACAGAUAAUCAGGAGGAGCGAACAGAUAUACCAGAAUUGGAAUCGCGUAGAGACAACCCUACCCUGACAUCAGUUUAUGAUACACUCCUGUUACAUCGCAUGGCUGCCAGCGGGGAUGUUGACACAGCAUGAAAGAGAUAAACGGGAGGUCAAUAGGAUAACUCACAUCAUGUAGUGGACAGUAUAUCAUAAAGGCGACGUUGAAACAAAAUGAAAGUAAAAAUAUAUUCACCCAGAAAACCUUUUAGAGGCACAGUUGUUAUGGGAGAAAAAUCCCCCGGAACUGUUGCGCUGAUAUAAAUUCAGGGUUUCUUUGUAGGUCAUUCUCACAGACAUUCUGUCAAAUAGGAGACUCGAUGACAUCCACUGAUAAGGACCAAUUCAAUAACUAUGCAUUGAGUUAGUAGCAGGAUCAGGAUAAUCCUUCUUUUCAAGUGCCUUUUUUCCCAAAUCCCAAUGUAUAAGUUAAAAACAAAUGGAAUAUAUAUUUUAAUGCAAUUCACUAGUGUGUUUGCAAUGCUACCACUGUGCCAAAGUCACUCCCUCCUGCAGACUCUGUACACUCUCCUUCUAUCAGAUAAUGUUGUGCUCCACCUACAUUAGUGCAGCCUUUGUAUAUAUCUGUGCCAGCACAGGUUACUAUGACCCGAAAAUACAAAAUCUGUCYAUACCAUAGUGAGUUGUUGCAUUGUUAUACUACUCUAUUUCAGAGUAGUUACUGAGACUGAAUAUGAAGAUCUAAUUCACUUUUCACUAUUUUAAAAUAAUCUCUUGACUUAUUCAAACUCAUAAAAAUAAACAUUUUGUACUGAGCUUCAAUAUAUUAAGUCAAAGACUUACCCAUACAUUUKAUUUAAAGUCAUAAAAUGUGUAUAUUUCCUGAUYUUUAACAGUCAUCAAUACAUCAAUACCCUUGCUUGAAAUAUAUUAAUGUUUUACAUACCCCAUCACAACUCAAAAUAUGAUGGUAGAUUACUCCGUUCUCCAUUUAUGUGUUUGUUGUCAUUUAAAUCUGUGUAAACAAAUAAUGUAUUGCUUCAGAAUACUUGUGUAAACUGUCAUUCCUUGAAUCCAUGGCUGCUUCUAUUAGUUUGAGAGUGGCAACAUUUCUCCAGAGACAUUUCUCCAGAAACACAACUUCAUGUUGUGGUUUUAAUGUAGCCCAUUUCUAGGGUCAAAUAGGAGGGACCACUGUAAUUGGUUGGUGGAUUCUCUAUUUAGUGAGUUUAAGUGUGUGUGAUCUUUUUUUCCUGCCACUUUGCAUGCCAGGCAGCUGUACAUU